AUGACUGGAUGGCUGCAGGAGUGUGCUGCUCAGGUGGUAUCUUAUCAGGUGAUCAGGUCCAUGGAGGUGAGGUGAUACACUGCUGAGGAGUUGGCAAGUUGCCACCCUGUCCAUCACUCUAAUCAUCCCUAGACAGAGACAGUAUCUAAAGGCCUUUUUUACCUAUGUAUUUACUAUCUACAGUACAUACUGUACAGGAGAACAUUCUCAUUUUCAGGCCAUUACUUAUGAAGUGUGGAUAGGCUUUCUAAAUGGCUGGGUUACUCUAGUCUCUAGUCCCACUCAAUUGUUAGUCUCUCGUGACAGACUGGCGAGCACAAGCAAGAUUUGGUUUGGAAUGUAGUGGCUUCCUUACCAAUUGACCAUAGCCACUGCCCAAGCCUGAAGCGGGGUUGUUUCGGACGCAUACAGUCCACAUUCGAAGUUCCCAAACGGCAAAAACAUUCAAUAAGAUCCAGCGAUAUGGUGCAACAAAUUUUUUUAUUCUUCUUAUUUCUAACAAAAAAUUAUUCUCCAAUCAACUUAAAACAUAGAUUACUUGACGUGAAAAAUACAUAAUAUGGCCUUUUUUAAUGUAUGUCUGUAUGGUCAAAAGACUAUACCGCUCCCGCAUCUAAAUUUAGCUAGGAACCCUCCCCCCGAAUGCCCAACUUCCUGCCUCUAUCCUAUCACUAAAACACUUACCACAUUACAAUGAAUGGGCAAGAGGGGGAGACAAAAAUGAAGUUACACUAAUAACAAAGGAAUAUAUCUCAAUCAGGUAAAUAUAAAUCAUAAAGGUACGUACCUAAUAUUUCAUCAUAUACAUUCAUAUUUCAUAUAUUUACACACACGUACAUGGAGCUCUGUAUGUUCUGUCUUUUAUACAAAUAUGUCUAAAUCGGCUCUAACACUGGGUUUCAGUUUUUACCUGUAUGUCUGCAAUGCACGUGGAGGAGAGGAGUGUCGCUCCAGUGUCAGUCUUGAUUGCCUUGACUCCCACAGAGUGCUGAGUGGGAGGGAGGGAGGGCGCCAAGGAGGGAGGGAGGGAGCGAGGGAGGUGUGCAGUUAAUGGCGGACAUCCCACCCAGUGUUUGUUUAUGUCAGAUGGAUGUUAUUUCCCCUCGUGGUUUCCCCUUGGCAGCAAGGCAGGUUAUGGCACCGACAGCUCUAUGGCAACCAGGGCUUUCCCCUCCUCAAACACACACAUGCACGCACACACCACCUACUAGCACUGACUUUUCUGACAGCUACUUUAUUGAGGAAAAAUGCACUAACUAUAAGUAGCUCUGGAUAAGAGCAUCUGCUAAAUGACUAAAAUGUCAAAUGUAAAACACACACACACAGGGACUAGCCUCCAGUUCAACCCUGGCUGGGUGUUAGCCACUGCAGUGUGUGGACAGUAGGGGAGCCAAAUGAAAAGCAGAUGGCAGUGGCAUGUUCUAAUUGAGAAGUGGAAACACAGUGGUGUGUGUGUGUAUUUGUGUGUGUGUAUUUGUGUGUGUGUAUGUCCAUUUGUUUCAGUGGGCAAGGGAGGCCUUGUACAUCACAAGGCAUUGAGUGUGUGGACACAUAUCCUUCUUAAAGGGGCAAUCUGGAGUUGCUACAUCCAUUUUUGUAAUUAUAAAUUAAUGAGCGGGCCUCCCGAGUGGCGCAGUGGUCUGUGCCACUAGAGAUCCUGGUUCGAAUCCCGGCUCUGUCGUAGCCGGCCACGACCGGGAGAUCCAUGGGGCGUCGCACAAUUGGCCCAGGGUAGGGGAGGGAAUAGCCGGCAGGGAUGUAGCUCAGUUGGUAGAGCAUGGCGUUUGCAACGCUAGGGUUGUGGGUUCGAUUCCCACGGGGGGGGACAGUAUGAAACAAAUAAAAAAAUAAUGUAUGCACUAAGUGCGUCUGCUAAAUGACUAAAAUGUAAAUGAUAUGUACCCAUUGAUUCUUGAAAAAUAUAACUUAUAUAUGCCUCAUGAGCUUAGUUAAACUCCGGUACCCCAGCAGAACCCAACAUAUAAGCUUGUUCGACUCCAAUGUUUGUAAACAAAGUACAUACACACUAUAGCCUCAAAACAUGGUCAAAACUAUAAUUUUGACCAUAUCCUGGAUGGUCAGUCCUUGCAUCCAUAGCUCAGUCUAUGAAUUUGAGAGUGGUUACAUAGCUCCUGAGUGGCGCAGCGGUCUAAGGCACUGCAUCUCAGUGCUUGAGAUGUCACUACAGACCCCCUGGUUCGAAAAUCACAACUGGCUGUGAUUGGGAGUCCCAUAGGGUGGCACACAAUUGGCACAGUGUUGUCCGGAUUUGGCCGGUGUAGGCUGUCACUGUAAAUAAGAAUUUGUUCUUAACUGACUUGCCUAGUUAAAUAAAGGUACACAAAUUAAAAUCUCCAGGUAAGGGGAGUAUGCUUUGUUAUUGUUUCAACUGCGAUUGCCGCUUUAAGGGACCACAGGAAGUGUUACUGAACAUUUGUGUGUGUUUGUGUUUCUUCCUGUAUGAGGGAGAGAGAGUGAGAGGUGGGUGACAAUACUCUGUAGUAGUGUGGGGGUGUUUGUGUUUGAUAGAUUGUGAGGGGUUCUGUGUGUGUGUGUGUGUGUGGGGGGGGGUCUGUUUUCCCAAGGGUCUGUUUCUGUUCAACGGUUUCCUCUGUUCUGUGGAUUCUUCUUCAGCCUCUUUCUUUUGGCCUUUUCUGUCACUCUCAUAGAGGUACAGUAUAUAUGCCACCAUGUGGCGAACAUUGACAACUGCACUCUAUAAACCAGUUUACAGUCAUCUCUAGCAAACAGUAGAAAUAUACACUGAACAAAAAUAUAAACGCAACAUGCAACAAUUUCAAAGAUUUGACUGAGUUAUAGUUCAUAUAAGGAAAUCAGUCAAUUUAAAUAAAUAAAUUAGGCCCUAAUCUAUAGAUUUCACAUGACUGGGAAUACAGAUAUACAUCUGUUGGCCACAAAUACUUAAAAAAAAGUAGGGGUGUGGAUCAGAAAACCAGUCAGUAUCUGGUGUGACCACCAUUUGCCUCAUGCAGCGCGACCUCGCCAGCGUGCCAGUGGCCAUCCAAGGUGAGCGUUUGCCCACUGAAGUCGGUUAUGACGCCGAACUGCAGUCAGGUCAAGACCCUGGUGAGAACGACGAGCACGCAGAUGAGCUUCCCUGAGACGGUUUCUGGCAGUUUUUGCAGAAAUCCUUUGGUUGUGCAAACCCACAGUUUCAUCAGCUGUCCGGGUGGCUGGUCUAAGACGAUCCCACAGGUGAAGAAGCCGGAUGUGGAGGUCCUGGGCUGGUGUGGUUACACAUGGUCUGCGCUUGUGAGGCCGGUUGGAUCUACUGCCAAAUUCUCUAAAAUGACUGCCAACUGCUCUGGUGGACAUUCAUGCAGUCAACAUGCCAAUUGCACGCUCCCUCAAAACUUGAGACAUCUGUGGCAUUGUGUUGUGUGACAAAACUGCACAGACUUUUAUUGUCUCCAGCACAAGGUGUACCAGUGUAAUAAUCAUGCUGUUUAAUCAGUUUCUUGGUAUGCCACACCUGUCAGGCAGGUAGAAUAUUUUCACUUCAGUUAUUCUUGUCGUGAUAUCAGAAACCAUGAUCAUACUCAUCAUUAGGCCUACGAAUACUUCUCACAUCAGACUUAAUUUUUACAUCAUGUUGUUAAUUUCCUGAUAAAAGACACUUGCUGUUUACACUCAUAUGUUGGAAUAAUCUAGAAUGACACUCUUUUGUGACAUGUACAGAUGCACUGAAUCAGAUGCGAAUCCCAUACAUUUUAGCCUAUUGGAUAAUCUCAAUUGCAUUUCCUUGACUGUUGUCCUCUCUCCUCGCCUCCUUCUCAAAACCCAUUGGAUAAGAAAAUCAGAGGUCCCGCCCCUCUGACCUUAUCCUCCAAUGGGUUUUGAGAAGGAGGUGAGGAGAGAGGAUGUGAGGUAUCAAUUCAGAUUCUCUUCAUAUAUUGUUACGUUUGGUAUAAGUUUAGUAUUUAGGCCAACACUGCAACCAAGUGGUCAUGAGGAAGCACAACACCCCCUUUUUCAUGUAACAUUUUCCAGCUGUGUUGACAUGUAGAAUGACUCAAUUGAACUUGUCAGCUACUGAACAGUAUUGAUUUCAAGCAUAUCUCUAGGCAGAUCAAUGUGUUGUAGGAUGUCAUAGAAGUUAUUAACACAGAAUGUUCAUAUAAUGUUUGUAGAAUGCAGUGGUGUAAAGUAACUAAGUAAAAAUACUUUGAAGUACCACUUAAGUUCAGAAAGGAAACACCAAGUAGAAAUAUGUUUAACCAUUUAUUAAUGAAUAAUGCAAGUCUUGGCAAUAUAGGCUCUGCUCCUUCAGGGUAGCUCACUGCCCAAGCAAAGCGUCAACAUAUAAAAUGACCUACAAGCAGUCAGCGCGGUGGGAGAAAAAGAAGCAAAAUCAUACUAGCAGUAGCAGCAAGUGGCAGCAGCAUAUGUGAGCAGAACCGGUCAGCUUAAAUAGACCGCCAAAUAAGGCAGGCGUGAUUGUUACUAGCAUCUAAUUGGUGCAAUCUCAGCUGAUGCAUCAGCUGAGGCAGGCACUCGGGUUCUGUUUCUGAACUGGCUUCGCUUUAUUCGUUUUUUUGGGGUAUCUGUACUUUACUUUACUACUUAUUUUUUUGACUACUUUUACUUUUACUCCACUACAUUCCUAAAGUAAAUAUGUACUUUCUCCAUACCAUACAUUUUCCCUGACAUCCAAAAGUGCUUGUUACAUUUUGAAUGCUCAGGCAGGAGAGCGAUAUGGUCCAAUUCACGUACCUAUCAAUAUAACGCAUUGUCAUCCCUACUGCCUCUGAUCUGUCAGACUCACUAAACACAAAUACUGCAUUUGUAUUUAGUAUUUAGUAUUUUAUUAGGAUCCCCAUUAGCUGCUGCCAAGGUAGUCACUACUCUUCCUGGGGUCCAAACAGGAACAAAACAACAGAUCACAACAAAACAAUAGUCUACAUCAUACAUAAAACAAUACAUCACACAAGACAUUGUGCACUAUACAACUGUACACUGCUCCACAAUCACAAAUUUACAAUAUAAAAUGUGUGUGUCUCUUUGUGCCAUGAGGUGUUGUUUGAUCUGUUUUAAAAAAUCAGAUUUUACUGCUCGCUUGAGUUACCUGAUGUGAUAGAGAGUUCCAUGUAGUCAUGGCUCUAUGAAGUACUGUUUGUAAAUUAUGUCUGAGGUGUUGAGUGUUGGCUUAAAUAAGUAAAUUUGAGGACAGAAAUUAUUUAAUUUUAAGCAUUAGACCAUCACUAAAACUUCAGUAUAAAAAAGUAUACUUAAACCCGAAUAGUUCUCAAGCAAAUUAGAGAUGGUCAUCACCCAAUGUUCAAGAAAGGCUUUUCCCUUAUUCAGAUACACAACUCAUUUGCAGUUAUUUGAAAAGGAAAUAAUCUCCCAAAUAUCACUAUUUCUAAAACAAGCCAUAGAAAGUUGGUUGCAAUUUCAAUUUAAUCCUCCAGAAACAACAGAACAAAUAUUGUGGUUAAAUUCAAAUAUACUAAUUGAGAAAAAACAGAAUGUUUAAAAAAGGUAUAAUCUUCGUAAAUUAUAUCAUCGGUAGGACUGGUGGAGUUAUGUCGCACAUGCAGCUAACAAAAACAUAUGGAAAUGUCUGCUCUACCCAAAAUUACAACCAAAUAAUUGCAGCCUUACCGCAAAAGUGGAAGAGGAAAGUGGAAGGGGGAGAAAGUAAGGAACUUGUCUGUCGGCCUUGCAUUAAAGAACAUAAUUGGUUAAGGAAAACUAUGAUAAAUAAAAAAGUAUAUCAGUUUCACUUAAGGACCGAAGGAUUGACAGCCGUCCCAUAUAGAUUGCAAAAUAGUUGGGAAGAGAUCUUUGACGUACCGAUCCCAUGGCAUAGUGUUUAUGAACUGACACGCAAAACGACACCGGAUUCAAAAAUUAGAAUCUUUCAAUUUAAAUUAUUAUAUAAAAUUCUUGCUACCAAUAGAAUGUUAUUUAUAUGGGGGAUACAAUCUUCCCAGCUCUGCAGAUUUUGCUGUGAAGAGACAGAAUCAUUAGAUCAUUUGUUUUGGUUCUGUCCAUUUGUAGCUUGUUUUUGGACACAGGUCCAGGAAUGGCUAAAGGAUUGCAAUAUUUACCUGGAGCUAACCUUGCAGAUAGCAUUACUGGGUGAUCUGAAAAGUCAUAGUCAAUCAAUCAAUAAUAUAAUAAUACUUUUAGCAACAUUUUUUAUUUUUAAUUCACAAUCUGUAGAAGCAAUGAGAAUAGAAAGGUUCAGAACUUUUGUAAAACAUCACAGUACGGUUGAAAUAUAUAUGCCAAAUAGAAAUCCUAUAUGGAUGGUGUUAAGAGAUAGAUGGGAGGUAUUGAAUAGAGUUGAAGGAUGGGACUAAUAACAAAUAACAACAAAUAAUAACAAAGAUAGCUAAUAAUGUAAGCAUACUGUGUCCAUAAUAAGUAUAUAGGUUGUAUGUUGGGAGCUUUUGGGAAAGAGCACAGUUAGAAAGAUAUGGCAUAUAGAAGCAAACCGGAUGGACAUCAUGAAAAUGAUCGGAGAGGUUGAGAGUAGAAGAAGUUCAGGAGCAAAAAAAAAAAAAAGUAUAUAUAUAUAAUAUAAUUAUUGUAAAAUUAACUCUGUCCAUAAGGUGUAGAUAGUAAGUAUAGAUCGGAAGUAGAGGCCUGGGCGUUGUUGUUCACUAAUUAACUCCAAGUAGGGAAAGGAUGGCGGGGUUGAAAAGUAAUAAAGGGGAGUAUAUAUAUAAAAAACAUGGGGGAUUGGAAGUGAUGCAGACAAUUACAUUGAUAGAAGAUACAAUCUAUCUGCAAUAUUAAGCUGAUCCAUCCGCCCAAAGAAAAAAAGAAAAGAAAAGAAAAAUAAUAAUAAUAAUAAUAAUAAUAAUAAUAAUAAUAAAAAAUAUAUAAUAAAAAAAACACAGAAUGUUCAUAUAAUGUUUGUAGAAUGCAGUGGUGUAAAGUAACUAAGUAAAAAUACUUUGAAGUACCACUUAAGUUCAGAACGGAAACACCAAGUAGAAAUAUGUUUAACCAUUUAUUAAAGAAUGAAUAAUGCAAGUCUUGGCGAUAUAGGCUCUGCUCCUUCAGGGUAGCUCACUGCCCAAGCAAAGCGUCAACAUAUAAAAUGACCUACAAGCAGUCAGCGCGGUGGGAGAAAAAUAAGCAAAAUCAUAUUAGCAGUAGCAGCAAGUGGCAGCAGCAUAUAUGAGCAGAACCGGUCAGCUUAAAUAGACCGCCAAAUAAGGCAGGCGUGAUUGUUACUAGCAUCUAAUUGGUGCAAUCUCAGCUGAUGCAUCAGCUGAGGCAGGCACUCGGGUUCUGUUUUCUGAACUGGCUCGCUUUAUUCGUUUUUUUGGGGUAUCUGUACUUUACUUUUACUACUUUUUUGACUACUUUACUUUACUCCACUACAUUCCUAAAGUAAAUAUGUACUUUCUCCAUACCAUACAUUUUCCCUGACAUCCAAAAGUGCUUGUUACAUUUUGAAUGCUCAGGCAGGAGAGCGAUAUGGUCCAAUUCACGUACCUAUCAAUAUAACGCAUUGUCAUCCCUACUGCCUCUGAUCUGUCAGACUCACUAAACACAAAUACUGCAUUUGUAUUUAGUAUUUAGUAUUUUAUUAGGAUCCCCAUUAGCUGCUGCCAAGGUAGUCACUACUCUUCCUGGGGUCCAAACAGGAACAAAACAACAGAUCACAACAAAACAAUAGUCUACAUCAUACAUAAAACAAUACAUCACACAAGACAUUGUGCACUAUACAACUGUACAAUAUAAAAUGUGUGUGUCUCUUUGUGCCAUGAGGUGUUGUUUGAUCUGUUUUAAAAAAUCAGAUUUUACUGCUCGCUUGAGUUACCUGAUGUGAUAGAGAGUUCCAUGUAGUCAUGGCUCUAUGUAGUACUGUUUGUAAAUGAUGUCUGAGUGUUGGAGUGUGCCCCUGGCUGUCCGUAAAAAAAAAAAACAAGAAAAUUGUGCCAUCUCGUUUGCUUAAUAUAAUAGAUAAAAUUUGAUGCAUUUAUUUUACUUUUACUCAAAUAUGACAAUUGAGUACUUUAUCCACCACUGUACUUUAGUUAAUUUAAAACCAGAUACUUUUAGACCUUUACUCAAGUAGUAUUUUACUGGGUGACUUUCACUUUUACUUGAGUCAUUUUCUAUUAAUAAGGUAUCUUUACUUUUAUUCAAGCAUGACAAUUGAGUACUUUUACCACCACUGGUAGAAUGUUUCAGAGAAGUAACCAAACCAUCUCUGUUCUGUUUUGUUUUCCACAGACGAGAAACCUUACGUCUGCAGCCUGUGUGACUUUGUCAGCACAGAGUCCUCUGCCUUCCUGUCCCAUCUACGUCUCCAGCACACCAGUGACGGCCGACCCAUUCCCAGCCCCAGCUCCAGCUCUGAGAGAGGCACCCCCAGUAGCUUCCCCAAGCUGAAGAGGGCCCUCCUCCACGGGCUUGCUCAAUCCACUGCCCCCCACCCUUACCUCUCUGCCCGGCCGUCGAGAGACAAACGCCCCGCCGAGAGCAUCUCACCCACCAACCCUCUCCAUGUUGCUCCUCUGGACCUGUGUGUGAGAGCCGAGGGCCACAGGGGCCCAGCCUCCUCAGCCCUUCAGCAGAAGGGCCUGCUCAGCCACAAGUGCUCCUACUGCUCCCACUCAACCCACUACCUGGAGGUGCUGUGGAUGCACCAGACCGUCGCCCAUCGCAUCAACAGUAGAGCCCUGGCCCCCAAAUGGGCCCUCCUGAGGAAUGGCUUCAAGGGCCCCCGAGAGGGCUCAUCCUCCAGGAGACGCACGGGCCCUCCUCCCGCUCUGGACGGGAGUGAGUGUCCCCCGUUGCCCCCUGUGGUGCGCACACCCCGCACACGCCCCCCCUCGUUGAGCGGGGGCCAGAAGAAAGACAGCAGGGACAGGGCAGCCAGUCAACCCAGCACCUCUUCUUCCUCCUCUUCCACACGAGGGUCCUCCUCUUCUGCCUCAGGCUCCCAGAGUGUGCGGCCUCCCAGGGCAAGCAGCAGCAGACAGAGAGGAGAGGCUGUGCCGGAUCAAGGUCAGCGCUCUCGCUCCAACUCCAGGCCCAGGGUGGAGAUCUACCCACGGGGAGGCUCCUCGACCGGCUCCUUGGAGAAGAGCACUGCGGCCGGGGCUCCCCAGCGACCCUCAGGCCCUAGCCCCAGUGUUGGAGGAACCACCAGGCUGGUGGAUAGGUACAUGUUGCCUCAGGAAGGCCUGGGAUUCAUGCUGUCCAGCAAACAUGGCCUGGCAGAGUACAGCAGAGCCAGGAGCUCGCCUCAGCCCCAGCCCAAGACCAGCAGCUCCCAGUCCCACACCCAGUCUCACCCCCAGCCCCAGGGCAGACCCAGGGCAGAGCGCCCAACCCACAACACCACCACGGCAGGCCAGGGCUAUGGAGCCUCCCACUCCCAGACACAUGGGAGCGCCGUCCAGGUAUCCUCCAACUCCUCCUCUAACUCCUCCUCAGCCCAGCGUACAGAGGUGAAACAGGAGGAGGCACGGGGGGUGGAGACACCAGAGCUGCCCAUGGACAUCCUGAGCUUCCUGAAGAACUGCAACUCCAAUGACCUGGCGACACUCUACCACCGCUGGGGCGCCGCCAACCCCAUACUGGACCCCACAGGUAAGAGCCAGGGCAGAGCUAUGAAACAACCUUAGGUCCUUAAAUAGCUAGGAAAAUGUGUUUAUUGAACUUGGCACAUGAGGUGGACACAAAAUAAUAUCAAUAAAACAGAGGGAAUGUCCACUCACUGUUUGCCACUCUCACAAUAGAUCUUUAAUGACUGUAAAGUCAUCCUCUGGCUAUUUUUGAACUUCAGGGAUACACCGUCACUUCUUGUAAAGAUCACAAAAAGUGAGAAUAUUUUUUUUUAACCUUUAGGCCUACUAUAAUACUCAGAUCCUCAGAGGUGUUUUUCAUCUGUGUUAUGUGAGCAGCCUGUCAGUGAUAAGAAGGGCAGACAGUGUGAAGGGCAGACAGUGAGAAGGGCAGCAGGGAUGAUGAUGAACAUGCCUUAGGAUCAUGUGUUUAGAGGAAAGGCCAGAUGCCAGGAGAUGUUGAGCAGACCUUUUUUGGCUCGCUGAUUGACAGAUCAUAUCACAUGUGGUGGGGAGUUUCACUGGACUGGAUCUACCAGCAGGACUGGCCCCUGAGGUGGUCAGCACACACACAUAGGCUCAGUUGUACAUACAUACACACACACACCAUCUGGCAGAAGAUGAUUGAUAGACAGGCCGACUGGCCAGUCUGACAGGAGCAUAAAUAAUGAAAGAGAGAUGCAUUAAAGUAGCUGUGUGUGUGCUCACCGUGUCAGAAUACAUGUGUGUGUAGGAGCACACAAUUUACUGUAUAUUGUAAAAAGGCUGUAUCUGGGGCAGUGUGUAUUCUAUAUGUAGGGAGUGAUGUUAUAACAGUGAAAGAUGUGGCUGAACCUUCGUGGGUCUCUGUUCUGCAAGGCAUAUCUCUCCACUCUCCCAGUGACCUGUCAGCAACUGUUUGGGUCAGGGCUCCGGCAGAUGAUACAGAGAGAGUGAUGAUACACAGAGAGAGAGGAGAGAGAGGAGAGAGAGAGAGAGAGAGAGAGAGAGAGAGAGAGAGAGAGAGAGAGAGAGAGAGAGAGAGAGAGAGAGAGAGAGAGAGAGAGAGAGAGACAGAGACAGAGACAGAGACAGAGAGAAAGUGAGGGAAACAGAGAGAAAGAGAGAGAGAGAGAGAGAGAUAAAGAGAGCGACAGGUAUAUAUAAAAACAGAGAGAGAGAUAGAGAGAGAGAGAGAGAGAGAGAGAGGGGAACAGAGAUAGAGAGAGAGAAAGGGGAGACAGAGAGACAGAGAGAAAGAGAGGGAGACAGAGAGAAAGAGAGAGACAGAGAGAAAGUGAGGGAGACAGAGAGAAAGAGAGAGAGAGAUAUAGAAAGAGAGAAAGAUAGCGACAGAUGUAUAUAAAAGGAGAGAGAGAUAUAUAAAGAGAGAAAGAGAGCGACAGAUAUAUAUAAAAAGAGAGCGAGAGGGAGAAAGAAGGGCGGAGAGAGAGAAAGCGAAAGAGCGAGACAAAGAUAGAAAGAGAUAGAGGCACAGAGAGAGAGAUGUAACAUAACAAUUAACCCAGCAGCAGCUGCUUUAGAAAUGGUCAUUACCAAAACAUCCAGAAUGUUCCACGUAUUCUGCUGCUGCUUUCCUAAGGUCAAGUGGGCCUGCUUAAGACACCCAGCUGGCAGGCUUCUAUUCCUCCCCAUGUUCCGGAGAGAGAAAACAGCCUGGGAGGCAGACGUAUGACAUCGCUGUCACCUGUCCAGGCAGAUACCGUCACGCUCCGCCUUAGCCCUUUGAGUCAGAUGCUAUACAGUGACCUUUUUUGAGAAAGCUAGGAUGUGUGUGUGUGUGUUGUGUGUGUGUGUGGCGGGGGGAGGGGUGUGUGUAUGUGUGCAUUAGUGUGUUUAGUCCAGCUCACUUGUCUUUCAUUAGUGCCUCAGAGAGAGAGAGGCUUGUGGGUCUGCCUGGAUGUUUCCAGGGGACAGGCAGGGUUAGACCUGCCAGAGACACUCUCAGUCACCUCCCCUCCCCUGUCACCCAUACCACCAGCGGGCACCACCAGCCCAGGUACAUGCCAAGGCAGAGAUGGGAACUCACCCCCUCACUCACUGCACACACCCCACAGGGCUUUUUGGCUGGCAGGGGAAGAGGUCAUAGGAGGGGUUGGUAGUGGCGGUGGUGGGGAGGAAAGGGGGAUAUGUGACGAUGGAUGGACCAAGUUGGUCUCUCAUCUUCCUGCUGUCUCCCUGCAUCCUGCAUCACCGGAUGACACACUGAUGCUCUUUUAUAUUCCCCUUCUGCACAUGUACACACACAUACAAAUAAACAGAACACACAUACUCUCUCGCUCUCUCUCUUUCUCUCUCUCUCUCGCUCUCUCUCUCUCUCAAACACACACACACACCUGACAUGUGACACGCGGGCUGGGCGGCGGAGCGGGCACAUCACAGCCGGGGCGUUUUAAUUGGCUGUAAUUUAUGCGGCAGCCGUGUAGCUGUGUGUGUCUGCCUGUCAGAGCCUGAGAUGAUGCUGUGUGACAGCUGCAGUCCAACCCCUGGAGCUAGCCUCCCAUAAUGACACAUUAGACAUACUAAUGAUGCUUCCCUCUCUAUACUCUACUCUUCUCUACUAGAGUUGAGGCUAGCUCUCUCCAGCCAGAGACUAGAACUAGUCUGUCGGUGUCUACUCCUUUAUGGCCCUGUGUUCCAUUCAUAGACAUCCAAUCAAUCAAUCAAUCAAUCAAAUGUAUUUAUAAAGUCCUUUUUACAUCAGCAGAUGUCACAAAGUGCUUAUACAGAAACCCAGCCUAAAACCCCAAACAGCAAGCAAUGCAGAUGUAGAAGUACGGUGGCUAGGAAAAAGUCCUUAGAAUGGCAGGAACCUAGGACGAAACCUAGAGAGGAACCAGGCUCUGAGGGGUGGCCAGUCCUCUUCUGGCUGUGACGGUGGAGAUUAUAAGAGUACAUGGUUUACGUCAUUUUAUGUAUCGUUCCUCGUAUUAAAUCCCUCCCAAAUGAAAUCGCUCAAGGGGAGAGUUCUGCCACUACCUGUCCUCUCUGGAAGGUCAUGCCAUCUCUGCCUGUGCCUGUGCCUGUGGAGAUUAUAAUGGCCAUUAAGGCGAGAUUGCUCUUCAAGAUGUUCAAACGUUCAUAGAUGACCAGUAGGGUCAAAUAAUAAUCACAGUGGUUAUAGAGGGUGCAACAGGUCAGCACCUCAGGAGUAAAUGCCAGUUGGCUUUUCAUAGCCGAGCAUUCAGAGGUCGAGACAGCAGGUGCGGCCCGUGUGCCCUUCAUCUAGUCCUUCCCGGCUAUCUCUCCCUCUUUCUUUCCAUCCUCCCAUCCGUCUCUACAUCUUCAUUUUGGUCAGGUCUUUGGUGUGGAUGUUAAUUUUUUCCCCAAUGCCCCUAACUCUUACUUUAUCAGCCUUACCCUGUUACCUCUCUUUCUCUCUUCCCACAUCCCUCUCUCUGUGUCGUCACAGGUGAUGUGUGUUUUAAGGUGAGGGAUGUUUUAACUCAUGUUCCUCUCUCUCUGUGUUGUAGGGAUGCUGAGGUCUCUGGUUCGACAAGGGGAAUACGUCUGCCAAGAGUGCGGGAAGAGCUUCAGUCAGCCCAGUCACCUCCGCACACACAUGAGAUCCCACACAGGUAAAUGGGGAUUAACACACACACACACAGACACACAAGCACAUACACACGCAGGUGCGUGAAUACACAUGCACCCAUGCACACAUAUGCGUGCACAAACACGUAUGCCCGUACACACGUACACACACACACAUGCAUAUACAAUGCAUACAAUCACAUAUCCAAUACUGAACAUCAGUAACAUUCAACUACAUUAUUUGUUCAUUUGCGCUCCUCAGCCUGUGGGUCCAUUCUUUGCCCUUGACCAGGAUAGCUGUCUGUAGGUUUUAAACUAAUAUGAUUUUCUGACCUGUGACAAAUAGUAUACAUUAUUAAUCACAUGUCAGUUAGAGAGAAAGAAUUGUGCAUGCUAGUGAACCAUAACAUUUGUCCAUCUUGCCAACAUAUGUCUCCAUUAUCACUACAACCACUGUGAUUAUUAUUUGACCCUGCUGGUCAUCUAUGAACGUUUGAACAUCUUGGAGAAAAAUCUGGCCUUAAUGGCCAUGUACUGUUAUAAUCUCCACCCGGCACAGCCAGAAGGGGACUGGCCACCCCUCAGAGCCUGGUUCCUCUCUAGGUUUCUUCCUAGGUUUCUGCCUUUCUAGGGAGUUUUUCCUAGCCACCGUGCUUCUACAUCUGCAUUGCUUGCUGUUUGGGGUUUUAGGCUGGGUUUCUGUAUAGCACUUUGUGACAUCUGCUGAUAUAAAAAGGGCUUUAUAAAUAACAUUUGAUUGACUGAUUGAUUGAUCCUUAUUCAGCAGCCAAACCAUUUAUGGCCUCCUUUCUUAUCCUCUUCCUCUCCUCUCCUCUCCUCCCUCUCCUCAUCCUCCUCUCCUCUCCUCUCUCCUCUCCUCUCUCCUCUCCUCUCCUCUCCUCUCCUCUCCUCUCCUCUCCUCUCCUCUCCUCCUCUCCUCUCCUCUCCUCUCUUGUCAUGUCCAUCAGUGGGGGCCAGCUGUGAUAGUGGUAGACAGUGAGAUAAGUAACUUCUUUAUGGAGAGUGUGAAUGAUAUGUGGCACAGCCAGUGAUGCUAAGUGACAGGAGCCAAGCGGUAAGUGAUGCAGAGGGAGUCCUCUUCCCCCCCAGCAUCCACUUUAAACACACACGAGCGUGUGCACGCAUGCACACACACACACACAGACACACACACACUUUAUCCCCCUACACACACACACACCGCAUAAACAAUGCACAAACACACACACACACACACACACAGAGUGAGCUGUAAUUAAUGUUGUCACCGAUGCUUUUCUUCAGCAUGGACGUCAUCCUCAUGCAAAAGGCCAGUCACCCCGAGGCCUCCCAUUAGCAUGUCUGUGUCAUAUUAAAUCACUGGCUUCACUCCACUAGGUCUCAUCAUCAUCAUCAUCAUCUAGCUCCACUCUGCUCUGCUGUUGUGUUGUCGCUCUCUAACUAACUGGUUGUUGCUGUGGUGGAUGGUGGCGUUUGCUGGUGGUGAUGCUGGUGAAUGGAGACUAUGAGCUUUUUUUAACAAGUACAAAACCCCCCGCCCCUCACCCUCCUUCUUCCCCACAGUCGUGUUUGAUUAUAACGGACUCCGAGGUGCUGACGCUCAAACCAACUCCUCGGAAGCUCCCAAACAAGUAUGUUGUUCCCAUCGAUUCACAUUGGGUUGCUGCUUCCCAUUGCUUAUGCACGUUCGUUUUGUGUGCAUGUUUUUGUCUGCGUAUGUUUGCAUGUUUGCUGGUGCUCAUGUCCUUAUUGUUUUAUAUUCAUUCUGUCUUUUUCACUAAGAGUUAAUUGUCCUUUUGGAAUCAUCCUUUUUCAGACUCCACAUAUUUCUUGUUGUCACUAUGUCACCAAGUCACUAGAACCAUAGACAGCAACAAUACAGUCCUGGUAGUCUGUCCCUGUAUGAAGGAUUGGCCCUGAGAACACACACAAUGUCUAUUUUCUCUCUGCAUCAGAUGAAAGUUUUCUGAGAGAGGGAGAGAGAGAGAGGAGAGAGAGAGAGAGAGAGAGAGAGAGAGAGAGAGAGCGAGAGAGAGGGUUGGGUGAGGUAAAUCUCCUCUGCUUUGACAUUCGGAAAGAGCCAGGUCCGCAAGCCGCACCUCCAUCUUAAUGAAUCACCCAUCCGCAAAUUUAUCGCAACGCUAUGAAUGAUGGGAGCAGAAACAGCGUCGGGGUCCAAUUAGAUGUAGUGUUGGCGGUGCAUUACAGUGGCGAUAACCUUUAGUGUAAUUUAGUGCACCACUCCCAUCCAGCCUCCCUCCCUGCCUCUCUUCCUCACAGGACGACGGUGUCCUAGAGGUGCUCGCUUUCCCCUCACGUCUCAACCUGCCCGCCUGAUCGCCUGGCUCUGCUUUUAGAUUCUGCGUGAUUAAUUGUGUAUUUUUGUGUUUUUAUUUCCCCCACCGCAAUAUAAUGAUGUAUGAUAACACACAUAUUUUUCUGUUUCUUCUUUAGGUAAGAGAGAGUGAAGAGAGGUUGAGGGCAGAGGGCGUCAUUUGUUUUCCCCCGUUUGAUAUUCUUCCAUUUAUCAUAAUGAUAAUUAGGUGCAAUUAAAUGGCAAUCUCAUUUGUUUUGUUCAGGUGUGCUGUUGCUUAUUUUAUGUGAGAGCCGUCAGAGCCAUUGUAGGUCAGUGUAAUUAGCAAAGCGAGUGGGUGGGGCCAGCUGAUUGAGAGAAAGAGAGAGAGAAAUAAAGUAGGACUGCACUGGCAUCAGGGUUGUGUGGCCCUUUUACACACGUCAGGCUUCUCUCACAGGAGAGGAGGGCAGGUUCAUGUAGGUUAGAAAAGAGGAAAGUUAACUUGAUGUCGUUUUUGGAAUCAGGUGCAUUAUAGUCUCUCAGUCAGUCCCAGCAUGGUUUACGUCAUUUUAUGUAUUGUUCCUCGUACUAAAUCCCUCCCAAAUGAAAUUGCCUCAAGGGGAGAGUUCUGCCAUCACCUGUCCCUUUCUGGAAGGUCAUGCCAUGUCUGCCCUCUGUGUGACCUCUGACCUCUCUGUGUGUUGUUGUGUGUGUCCCACAGGGGAGAGACCAUUCCGGUGCCGCCUCUGCCCGUACCGAGCCUCUCAGAAAGGGAACCUAAAGACCCACGUCCAGAGUGUCCACCAUGUGCAUUUCGACAACGCCCAGUACCCCGAUUACAGACCACUGGGACUGGGCCAUGAGCAGGAGGAGGAGCAGGGGGACUGGUUCUCACCCACCACCACCACAAACCCACCCCGACCUAAUAACAGACCCACCAACGUGAGAUCCCCAGGGCCUAAGAUAGACAUCGAGACCAUCCAUAUUCCCAGCCCCUCCCCAAAGACAGCAGAGAGACCUGAAAGCUGUGUUAGAGACACCACCUGA
Molecule: messenger RNA, 16437 nt
Organism: Coregonus sp. 'balchen'
Lineage: Eukaryota; Metazoa; Chordata; Actinopteri; Salmoniformes; Salmonidae
Source: the annotation of a GenBank genome assembly